Alnus glutinosa is the source of this 499-nucleotide messenger RNA. RefSeq names its product protein RALF-like 33. The record is from RefSeq and is a predicted model, not a curated record. The transcript has a single exon. The coding region runs from base 38 to 409 and encodes 123 amino acids. Lineage: Eukaryota; Viridiplantae; Streptophyta; Magnoliopsida; Fagales; Betulaceae.
CAAAAACAAAUAUUACAAAAACAACUCGAGUAUCAGAAUGGGUAGCUCUUGCUCUUCCUCUUCCUCUAUGCUCUUGGCCUUUUCCUUGUUCGUCGCAGCUCUGAUGAUCUCCUCCAGGGCCGCUGCUGUUGAGGCGAGCUUCGAGCAGAGCCUGAGGUGGGCGCCGACGAGGCACCACUGCCAAGGUUCCAUUGCUGAGUGCAUGGGCGCAGGGGAUGACGAGUUUGAGAUGGAUUCUGAGAUCAACCGCCGGAUCUUGGCGACCACACAGUACAUAAGCUACGGGGCGCUGCAGCGGAACACCGUGCCUUGCUCUCUCAGGGGUGCCUCCUACUACAACUGCAAGCCUGGUGCAGAGGCUAACCCCUACAACCGUGGUUGCAGUGCCAUCACUCGUUGCCGAAGUUAAGUUUUUUUUUUUUUUUGGGUCCUUUACUGGUUUGGUUUCUCUACUUAUUUGUAAUAUAUGAUUGGAAUAAAAAUGGGGAUUUAUUAGUAA